Molecule: messenger RNA, 1259 nt
Organism: Gavialis gangeticus (Gharial)
Lineage: Eukaryota; Metazoa; Chordata; Crocodylia; Gavialidae
Gene: TM2D2
Product: TM2 domain containing 2
Exons: 4
Coding region: 11-625 (204 amino acids)
Source: RefSeq, a predicted model, not a curated record
CCGGGCCGUCAUGGGGCCGUUGAGCUACAUGCUGCUGUGCGGACAGGCGGCGCUACUGCUCGGCAACCUGCUGCUGCUGCACGGCGUGUCACGGGGCCACCAGCACAACGCCACCACCCCCGGGCCCGGGCCCGCUGAGGGAGAGCCAGCGGCGCCCGCCUGGACCUACGGAGACCCGCGAGGGCCACUUGUCCUCUGCUCGCGCCUGCCUGAGGAGUUCGUGGCGUGCGACGAGCCUGUGGACCACCUGGGCAAUGCCACAGCACAGCAAGAGCUGACCUACGGCUGUGUCAAGUUUGGCGGCCAAGCCUAUAGCGACGUAGACCAUACUCUGGUGCAGUGCCGAGCGCUAGAAGGCAUCGAGUGUGCAGAGCCCCGGACUUUUCUGCGAGGGAAUAAGCCAUGCAUCAAGUACACUGGACACUACUUCAUAACCACUUUACUCUACUCCUUCUUCCUGGGUUGCUUUGGAGUGGAUCGGUUCUGCUUGGGUCAUACUGGGACAGCAGUAGGAAAGCUGUUGACUCUUGGAGGACUGGGCAUCUGGUGGUUUGUUGACCUUAUUCUUCUCAUCACGGGUGGGCUGAUGCCCAGUGACGGCAGCAACUGGUGUACCAUUUACUGAGAAGAAAUGACAUCCAACUGAAAGCUGAACCCAGGAGAAGCUGAUGCAGCAUUUGUUGUCUCUGCAGGACUGGAGACUGACUUCCGCCUUUGUUGCAGAAAACGCCUUGCAUUUGCUUUGUUUUUACCGUGUGUAAAUACCUUCUGGACUUGUGCAUUAUAAGCUGCAGAAGAAUGCUGUGGCUAACACCUGUGCAUAUACCUCAGACUUCACCUUCAAAGACAAAUCCCUGUUAAAAUGAUUUGGAAGCUUCUUCCCUGCAGAAUAACAGUUGACAGGGUUAAAUACUUGGCCUGUCUUGCAUUGCACUUCCAGAGUAAUGUAUCCCUCGAAAAUGUGCUAAUUUUGGCCUGUCCACAAAGCUCUAAGAUUGGUUUUUUGAAAUGUUCAGUUUCACAUGAAAAAAUACUUCUUUAAUGAGAGGCCGCAAUAGCUGAGCUCAUAGCCCCUUACCCCAUUGGUGACUUGUAGAAAAGGGAGAAGACGUGCAGCUCAAAGCUUAAGUAUUCAGUAAUCCUCAGCACUCUUUGUUCAAAAAUCUGUUGGAGAGCCGACCUUUCUUUUUGUAUGAAGGAGAGCCUGCAACCACAGACAGGCAAACAGAGGUCUUAGAAUAAAAAAGUGUGUGGAAAAA